Molecule: messenger RNA, 1985 nt
Organism: Oppiella nova
Lineage: Eukaryota; Metazoa; Arthropoda; Arachnida; Sarcoptiformes; Oppiidae
Source: the annotation of a GenBank genome assembly
AUGGGACGAAAUGAAGAGAGGAAUGUCUUGGACCAGCUGUUGGGCACUCCUGAGGACGACGACUUGGAUGUAGAGUUGGGUCGCUCUGAGAAAAAGAAUGUCUUGGACCAGCUGUUGGGCACUCCUGAGGACGACGACUUGGAUGUAGAGUUGGGUCGCUCUGAGAAAAAGUCCAGAAGCAAACGAACGUCAAGUGUUGUUAAAGCCGUCAAUUCAAAAGAAUGUCCAAAACUAAACUCGUCGGUCACUCUUAAACAAGAGAAUAAAGUGGUUUCAAAUUCUAAGAACGAUUUUCACACCAAAUAUCAAAAUGAAGACAUCAGAAGGGAUUCCUUAUCAGAAGCCCCGAAGAAGUCAAUGAAAUCAGUUGCCAACGAAUUGGUCAAAGAGACUAAAAGUCCCAAAAAAAUAUCUCCAAACAAAGGGGUGCCUAAGUCUGGCGGUGAGCCGAUGGUUGAAUUUGCCGCUAAAAGCAAUUCUAACAAUUCUGGUGAUGAGUACAGCUCUUCGCACGACUCUUCGUGUUCGUGUGAAGAUCACAGCAGUAUUGUCUCAAAUGGCAACCAAUCCUCGCACUCAUCCUCUCGUUCAAUGAGUCCCAAAAACAAGUCGAGUGGACACCGAAGAACUCGAUCUGUAAGUCCUUCUAAUAGAGAGCCAAAGAAGAGAUUGCGUUGUGAACCGGACGAGAGACGCAAAUCAAAACGACGGCGCCGUUCGAGUCAUAGUCAGAGCGUUAGUAGACGUGAUCCGAACUCUCUGUUGCGAUAUUUCUUCAAAGACAGCUGUUUUUUCGUUAUGAAAAGCAAUAAUCACGAGAACGUUGUCUUAUCCAAAGCCAAAGGCGUCUGGUCUACACCUCCUCAGAAUGAGACCAAACUGAACCGGGCUUUCAAGGAGUUCCGUAAUGUUAUCCUUAUAUUCUCUGUCAAAGAAAGCGGCAAAUUUCAAGGCUUUGCAAGACUUGCAUCAGAAUCACGACAUGACUCGCAACCAAUUCAGUGGGUAUUACCUCAUGGUCUGAAUGCUCGAGCACUGGGAGGUGUCUUUUAUCUCGACUGGAUUUGCCGACGAGAACUCUCUUUUACCAAAACUCUUCAUCUCUUUAAUCCAUUCAAUGACGGCAAACCUGUGAAGAUUGCACGGGACGGACAGGAAAUCGAUCCCCGAGUGGGAGAAGAAUUGUGUCGUUUGUUCCCUUCGGACGAAACGGUAGAAUUGAUUCCUAUGUUGAAGCGAAUGAAGAAACAGACCGCUCACAGACCCAGAACUCAUCGAAUUCGCGGACCAUUUAUGGACUUCAAUGAAAGGAAUAAACCAAACAUUAGCUCAAGAAUUGAUUUCCGUAACAGAGAAAGAGCUAAUCCGCCACCAAAUCACUCGUUCCCUUCAUCUCAACUCAAUUUUCAGUCAAUCAAAAAACGAUUGGGACCGCCAUUGCCUCCGACGGGACCACUGCCUCGCAGAGACAUCAGAGAUGGGCGUAACGAACGCAUUAUUCCACGACCGAUGCCGCGCCGGGAGUUUAUGGUCAACGGAAACAUUUCCAACUUUCAUCGAAAUAUGGCGCCUCCUAUGCCACCUUUUACUCAACGCCCAUUCAUUGAGCCCCCAUUCCAACAGAGACUGGAAUUGCCUCCAAAGCCCAGGCCUAUGGAUAAGCGAAUUUACGACCGAAAUGUGGAUGAGUUUAUUCGUCGCACAUACAGACCUCCUCAGAGGGACAGACGUUAUCGAGAGGUUCGCUACUGAUUAGUGGAUAAAUGGCUUAUUUAUAUUAUUACAUGAAAUCAAAGUCUAAUUGCAUUGAAAUGGAAGUGAAUUUAUUUACCGAUAACAUAGAAAACUGUUUCAAUACUGAUGUUUAAUUCGUUUCUCUUUAAUUUGAUUUUUCUCAAUAAUAAUUACACUAUUAAUGGAAACAAUUUAUUUAAUUAAUUGUAAAAUAUUUGAAAUAAAAAUCUAAAUAACAUAUUCAAUCUAAA